GGCGUGCCCCAGGAGAGCGGCGUGGACGCGCUCGGGCCUAGAGGCCCACGUGAUCCGCAGGGCGGCCGAGGCAGGAAGCUGUGAGUUAGCGCGGUUGCGGGGUCGUGUUGUGGCUACGGCUUUGCGUCCCUGGCGGGCAGCCCCGGGCUGGUCCCCGCCUCCGCUCUCCCCACCGGCGGGGAAAGCAGCUGGUGUGGGAGGAAAGGCUCCAUCCCUCGCCCCCUCUCUCCCGCUGUUGGCCGGCCGGAUCUUUUGGCAGUCCUGUGGCCUCGAUCCCCGCGCGGAUCCUCCUGACCCUGAGAUUCGCGAGUCUCACGUCCCGUGCACGCCUUGCUUCGGCCUCAGUUAAGCCUUUGUGGGCUCCAGGUCCGAGAUUAGAAACGUUUGCAAACAUGUCCCGGAUCGAAAAGAUGAGCAUUCUGGGCGUGCGGAGUUUUGGAAUAGAGGACAAAGAUAAGCAAAUUAUCACUUUCUUCAGCCCCCUUACAAUUUUGGUUGGACCCAAUGGGGCGGGAAAGACGACCAUCAUUGAAUGUCUAAAAUAUAUUUGUACUGGAGAUUUCCCUCCUGGAACCAAAGGAAAUACAUUUGUACAUGAUCCCAAGGUUGCUCAAGAAACAGAUGUGAGAGCCCAGAUUCGUCUGCAAUUUCGUGAUGUCAAUGGAGAACUUAUAGCUGUACAAAGAUCUAUGGUGUGUACUCAGAAAAGCAAAAAGACAGAAUUUAAAACUCUGGAAGGAGUCAUUACUAGAACAAAGCAUGGUGAAAAGGUCAGUCUAAGCUCUAAGUGUGCAGAAAUUGACCGAGAAAUGAUCAGUUCUCUUGGGGUUUCCAAGGCUGUGCUAAAUAAUGUCAUUUUCUGUCAUCAAGAAGAUUCUAAUUGGCCUUUAAGUGAAGGAAAGGCUUUGAAGCAAAAGUUUGAUGAGAUUUUUUCAGCAACAAGAUACAUUAAAGCCUUGGAAACACUUCGGCAGGUACGUCAGACACAAGGUCAGAAAGUAAAAGAAUAUCAAAUGGAACUAAAAUAUCUGAAGCAAUAUAAGGAAAAAGCUUGUGAGAUUCGUGAUCAGAUUACAAGUAAGGAAGCCCAGUUAACAUCUUCAAAGGAGAUUGUCAAAUCCUAUGAGAAUGAACUUGAUCCAUUGAAGAAUCGUCUAAAAGAAAUUGAACAUAAUCUCUCUAAAAUAAUGAGACUUGACAAUGAAAUUAAAGCCUUGGAUAGCCGAAAGAAGCAAAUGGAGAAAGAUAAUAGUGAACUGGAAGAGAAAAUGGAGAAGGUUUUUCAAGGGACUGAUGAGCAACUAAAUGACUUAUAUCAUAAUCACCAGAGAACAGUAAGGGAGAAAGAAAGGAAAUUGGUAGACUGUCAUCGUGAACUGGAAAAACUAAAUAAAGAAUCUAGGCUUCUCAAUCAAGAAAAAUCAGAACUGCUUGUUGAACAGGGUCGUCUACAGCUACAAGCAGAUCGCCAUCAAGAACAUAUCCGAACUAGAGAUUCAUUAAUUCAGUCUUUGGCAACACAGCUAGAAUUGGAUGGCUUUGAGCGUGGACCAUUCAGUGAAAGACAGAUAAAAAAUUUUCACAAACUUGUGAGAGAGAGACAAGAAGGGGAAGCAAAAACUGCCAACCAACUGAUGAAUGACUUUGCAGAAAAAGAGACUCUGAAACAAAAACAGAUAGAUGAGAUAAGAGAUAAGAAAACUGGACUGGGAAGAAUAAUUGAGUUAAAAUCAGAAAUCCUAAGUAAGAAGCAGAAUGAGCUGAAAAACGUGAAGUAUGAAUUACAGCAGUUGGAAGGAUCUUCAGACAGGAUUCUUGAACUGGACCAGGAGCUCAUAAAAGCUGAACGUGAGUUAAGCAAGGCUGAGAAAAAUAGCAAUGUAGAAACCUUAAAAAUGGAAGUAAUAAGUCUUCAAAAUGAAAAAGCAGACUUAGACAGGACCCUGCGUAAACUUGACCAGGAGAUGGAGCAGUUAAACCAUCAUACAACAACACGUACCCAAAUGGAGAUGCUGACCAAAGACAAAGCUGACAAAGAUGAACAAAUCAGAAAAAUAAAAUCUAGGCACAGUGAUGAAUUAACCUCACUGUUGGGAUAUUUUCCCAACAAAAAACAGCUUGAAGACUGGCUACAUAGUAAAUCAAAAGAAAUUAAUCAGACCAGGGACAGACUUGCCAAAUUGAACAAGGAACUAGCUUCAUCUGAGCAGAAUAAAAAUCAUAUAAAUAAUGAACUAAAAAGAAAGGAAGAGCAGUUGUCCAGUUACGAAGACAAGCUGUUUGAUGUUUGUGGUAGCCAGGAUUUUGAAAGUGAUUUAGACAGGCUUAAAGAGGAAAUCGAAAAAUCAUCAAAACAGCGAGCCAUGCUGGCUGGAGCCACAGCAGUUUACUCCCAGUUCAUUACUCAGCUAACAGAUGAAAACCAGUCAUGUUGCCCCGUUUGUCAGAGAGUUUUUCAGACAGAGGCUGAAUUGCAAGAAGUCAUCAGUGAUUUGCAGUCUAAACUGCGACUUGCUCCAGAUAAACUCAAGUCAACAGAGUCAGAGCUAAAAAAAAAGGAAAAGCGGCGUGAUGAAAUGCUGGGACUUGUGCCCAUGAGGCAAAGCAUAAUUGAUUUGAAGGAGAAGGAAAUACCAGAAUUAAGAAACAAACUGCAGAAUGUCAAUAGAGACAUACAGCGCCUAAAGAACGACAUAGAAGAACAAGAAACACUCUUGGGUACAAUAAUGCCUGAAGAAGAAAGUGCUAAAGUAUGCCUGACAGAUGUUACAAUUAUGGAGAGGUUCCAGAUGGAACUUAAAGAUGUUGAAAGAAAAAUUGCACAACAAGCAGCUAAGUUACAAGGAAUAGACUUAGAUCGAACUGUCCAACAAGUCAACCAGGAGAAACAAGAGAAACAGCACAAGUUAGACACAGUUUCUAGUAAGAUUGAAUUGAAUCGUAAGCUUAUACAAGACCAGCAGGAACAGAUUCAGCAUCUAAAAAGUACAACAAAUGAGCUAAAAUCUGAGAAACUUCAGAUAUCCACUAAUUUGCAACGUCGUCAGCAACUAGAGGAGCAGUCUGUGGAAUUAUCCACUGAAGUUCAGUCUUUGUACAGAGAGAUAAAGGAUGCUAAAGAGCAGGUAAGCCCUUUGGAAACAACAUUGGAAAAGUUCCAGCAAGAAAAAGAAGAAUUAAUCAACAAAAAAAAUACAAGCAACAAAAUAGCACAGGAUAAACUGAAUGAUAUUAAAGAGAAGGUUAAAAAUAUUCAUGGCUAUAUGAAAGACAUUGAGAAUUAUAUUCAAGAUGGGAAAGACGACUAUAAGAAGCAAAAAGAAACUGAACUUAAUAAAGUAAUAGCUCAACUAAGUGAAUGCGAGAAACACAAAGAAAAGAUAAAUGAAGAUAGGAGAAUCAUGAGACAAGAUAUUGAUACACAGAAGAUACAAGAAAGGUGGCUACAAGAUAACCUUACUUUAAGAAAAAGAAAUGAGGAACUAAAAGAAGUUGAAGAAGAAAGAAAACAACAUUUGAAGGAAAUGGGUCAAAUGCAGGUUUUGCAAAUGAAAAGUGAACAUCAGAAGUUGGAAGAGAACAUAGAAAAUAUAAAAAGAAAUCAUAAUUUGGCAUUAGGGCGACAGAAAGGUUAUGAAGAAGAAAUUAUUCAUUUUAAGAAAGAACUUCGAGAACCACAAUUUCGGGAUGCUGAGGAAAAGUAUAGAGAAAUGAUGAUUGUUAUGAGGACAACAGAACUUGUGAACAAGGAUCUGGAUAUUUAUUAUAAGACUCUUGACCAAGCAAUAAUGAAAUUUCACAGUAUGAAAAUGGAAGAAAUCAAUAAAAUUAUACGUGACCUGUGGCGAAGUACCUAUCGUGGACAAGAUAUUGAAUACAUAGAAAUACGGUCUGAUGCCGAUGAAAAUGUAUCAGCUUCUGAUAAAAGGCGGAAUUAUAACUACCGAGUGGUGAUGCUGAAGGGAGACACAGCCUUGGAUAUGCGAGGACGAUGCAGUGCUGGACAAAAGGCAGGUAUUAGCCUCACUCAUCAUUCGCCUGGCCCUGGCUGAAACAUUCUGCCUCAACUGUGGCAUCAUUGCCUUGGAUGAGCCAACAACAAAUCUUGACCGAGAAAACAUUGAAUCUCUUGCACAUGCUCUGGUUGAGUAAGUAUCUCACAUUUGGGGACAGGUUGUGAUAGUUCUUCAAGAUCAAGAGAGUUCUGUGGUGAAAACGUUCUCUAGCUGUGUUCCCCACUUCUUGGGGAAGCCAGUUGGUGGCAGGCCCUGGGCUUUACCUUUUGAUAGUAAUUUUUUCAGAUCCCUCCUAAAGGAACUAGAUGGUGAAUAGCAGCCCCAGACACAUCCUGCAGCUCCCCAAGUGUGUUCACAGGGAGAGAGUCACUGUGAGGGGUUCCUGGCCUGGUUUUCCUGUAAACCUACCAACCAGAGGAACCCACAUGUCAUGCACAGCAAUUAGCAUGCCCUGCUAAGACAUCUGCAGGUAAUGGUAGUGGGUUUAGGACUGUCUCCCCAGCUUUCCACAUGUGUCAGACAACUGUAAGGAAUGACAGAGCUCUUCCUCAAAAAGCUUAUUCGAGAUUAGGUAAAAUCCAGUGAGGGUAAAAUUGCACACCUUUUACCACAUUCACCUGGGGUCAGUGUAGACGCCAAGGUUGUCAAGCAGCUCUUGCAUAAGGACUAUGCUGGCAGAGAAAAAGGCACUUUCCCUGAGGUCAAAGGAGGUGUUUCAGGCACUCCUGGCUCCAGACAGUCCCUUUGUGGCAGAGAGGGCCGGAAGGAGAGCUGAGCAGCGCAGGGCCACCUCUCUGCAGCCAUCAUCACAAGUAAGGGCGAGUGCUUUUGAAACCUCAGUGCAUCCAGCUCCAGGAAGGGGAUAAGUGGCUAGCUAAAAGAAAAAGUCUUUCAGGUUUCAGUCACAUUGCUGGUUACCUCAGCAAAAUGUUCCCAGAACACCCACUCACGUCCCUGUGUGUCAUAGCAAUGAUGCAUCUAGUGACUGGUGGUGGCAGAAUUCUAAGUAGACCCAGCUCUUAAGAAAGCAGUGUUAUUCCCCUUACCUGUAGUUUGUCUUUAUCACUUUUAAAUUUUUCUUCCAGAGAAUAGUAGUAACAGGUCAGGAAAAUCCCAGGCGAAGGAGUAAGCCUUCUAUAGUUGAACAGUUUGGAUAUUAAGGAAAACUCAAUAAAAUAUUUAUACCUACCUGCGCUUUAGUGAGAACUUCUGAUCUGGAAGAAACUAGUUCUUGUAUUCCUGUGAGUCCCUAAGCCAGACCUAAGUGAGGAGUCAGGCCAUGUGUCCCUACUGUCUGGAGAGGAGAAGAGACUCCUGCCUGGCUGGCCUGAAGGCCUGGGGCCACCCCUCCACUUCCUGCAGGGUAGCUGGGGCCCUGACACAGGACACACAGCACAAGUUCAUGUGUCUGACAAGGUUUGCAGUGAUUUUUCAAAUCAAAGAAGGGGUAUGCUCUUUACUAAUAAUAUGUUCUGAAUAUAUUGUUUCAGGAUAAUAAAAAGUCGCUCACAGCAGCGUAACUUCCAGCUUCUGGUAAUCACUCAUGAUGAAGAUUUUGUGGAGCUUUUAGGACGUUCCGAAUAUGUGGAGAAAUUCUACAGGAUUAAAAAGAACAUCGAUCAGUGCUCAGAGAUUGUGAAAUGCAGUGUUAGUUCCCUGGGAUUCAAUGUUCAUUAAAAAUAUCCAAGAUUUAAAUGCCAUAGAAAUGUAGGUCCUCAGAAAGUGUAUAAUAAGAAACUUAUUUCUGAUAUCAACUUAGUCAAUAAGAAAAUAUAUUCUUUCAAAGGAACAUUGUGUCUAGGAUUUUGGAUAUUGAGAGGUUCUAAAAUCAUGAAACUUGUUUCACUGAAAAUUGGACAGAUUGCCUGUUUCUGAUUCGCUGCUCUUCAUCCCAUUCCAGGCAGCCUCUGACAAGUCUUCAAGGUUCAGCAGUACAGCCGAGACUCGACCCUGUGCCUCCCUCCCCAGUGCAAAUGCAUGCUCCUUCUCAAAGCACUGUUGAGAAGGAGAUAAUUACUGCCUUGAAAAUUUAUGGUUUUGGUAUUUUUUUUUUAUCAUAGUUAAAUGUUACCUCUGAAUUUAUUUCCUUGCAUGUGGUUUGAAAAACUGAGUAUUAAUAUCUGAGGAUGACCAGAAAUGGUGAGAUGUAUAUUUGGCUCUGCUUUUAACUUUAUAAAUCCAGUGACCUCUCUCUCUGGGACUUGGUUUCCCCAACUAAAAUGUGAAGUAGUUGAAUGGGGUCUCAAAGUUUGACAGGAACCUUAAGUAAUCAUCUAAGUCAGUACCCACCACCUUCUCCUACAUAUCCCUUCCAGAUGGUCAUCCAGACUCAGAGCUCUCUCUACAGAGAGGAAAUUCUCCACUGUGCACACCCACCUUUGGAAAGCUCUGACCACUUGAGGCCUGAUCUGCCCAUUGUGAAGAAGCCUGUAACACUCCUCUGCGUCUAUCCUGUGUAGCAUACUGGCUUCACCAUCAAUCCUGAUUCCUCUCCAAGUGGGCAUUGCUGUGUGGAAGGCAAGCCAGGCUCACUCACAAAGUCAAGGCCUGCUCCCUGUAGGGUCCAACCAGACCUGGAAGAGCAGGCCUCUCCAUUUGCUCUUCAGAUGCCAUUUCUAAGAAAAGCCUAAUCACACUUUUUCCUGGACUUGCCAGCUGACAUCUUGAAUCCUUCCAUUCCACACAGAAUGUAACCAAGUCACACGCUUUUGAAUUACACUUUGUAGAGUUUUGUCAUUUAGAGUCAGCCAGGACCAUACCAGGUCUUGAUUCAGUCACGUGGCAUGGUUUUGUGCCAUCUGUAGCUGUAAUGAGCAUGUUGCCUAGACGGUUUUUCUCAACUGGGUCCAGAAGAGAAUUAAGCCCUAAGGUCCUAAGGCAUCUGUGCUAGGUUAAAUGGUCGGCCCCCAAAGAUAGGUCCUGAUUUCUAGAACCCGUGACUGUUACUUUAUAUGGCAAAGGAAACUUUGCAGAUGUGAUUAAAGCUAAGGACCUUAAGACAGAGUAUCCUUGGGGUGGUGGUGGUGGGGAGGUCCUAAAUGUAAUCACGAGUAAGAUUAAGAACAAAUCAAUUAUAGUCAUAUGUUAAACAUCCACAAUAACCAAGAUAUUUUUAUCCCAAGAAUGUAAGAUUUCAGAAAAUGAAAAAUCUUUGAUAAAUCAUCACUAUAAUAAAACCGAAGGGGAAAAAAUUCUGAAAAAA
Messenger RNA from Symphalangus syndactylus (siamang), 7218 nucleotides. It is a transcript of the gene RAD50, whose product is annotated as RAD50 double strand break repair protein. Gene Ontology annotation, molecular function: double-stranded telomeric DNA binding; single-stranded telomeric DNA binding; G-quadruplex DNA binding. Gene Ontology annotation, biological process: chromosome organization involved in meiotic cell cycle; double-strand break repair; telomere maintenance via recombination. The record is from RefSeq and is a predicted model, not a curated record. Gene Ontology annotation, cellular component: condensed nuclear chromosome; Mre11 complex; nucleus. Lineage: Eukaryota; Metazoa; Chordata; Mammalia; Primates; Hylobatidae.